Molecule: messenger RNA, 3752 nt
Organism: Sorex araneus (European shrew)
Lineage: Eukaryota; Metazoa; Chordata; Mammalia; Eulipotyphla; Soricidae
Gene: EMID1
Product: EMI domain containing 1
Exons: 12
Coding region: 46-1305 (419 amino acids)
Molecular function (GO): protein binding
Source: RefSeq, a predicted model, not a curated record
GCGCCCGAGCCGGCUCCGCGCGUCCCGAGCGGCUGGCGGCGCAGCAUGGGCGGCCCGCGCGCCUGGGCGCUGCUCUGCCUGGGGCUCCUGCUCCCCGGGGGCGGCGCCGCCUGGAGCGUCGGCGGAGCCCCGUUCUCCGGACGCAGAAACUGGUGCUCGUAUGUGGUGACCCGAACCAUCUCAUGCCACGUGCAGAACGGCACCUACCUUCAGCGCGUGCUGCAGAACUGCCCCUGGCCCGUGAGCUGCCCAGGGCACGGCUACAGGACCGUGGUGCGACCCACCUACAAAGUGAUGUACAAGACGGUGACGGCCCGCGAGUGGAGGUGCUGCCCUGGGCACUCGGGAGCCAGCUGCGAGGAAGUUGCAGGCUCCGCGGGCUUUGUGGGCCCUGGGUGGCCAGUAAGCAGCACGCGGCGGAUGGCACUGCGACCCCCCAGCUUCUCAGGCUGCCUCAACUGCAGUAAAGUGGCCGAGCUGAGCGAGCGGCUGAAGGAGCUGGAGGCCAAGGUGGCCGUGCUGACUACCCCAGAGCAGCCAGCAACCCCCACCCCACCUGUCCCCGAGGACCCUGCCCCGCUCUGGGGCUCCCCAGCUGCCCAGGGCAGCCCCGGGGAUGGCGGCCCCCGAGAUCGAGUUGGCAUCCGGGGGCUUCCUGGUCCCACUGGCCCCAAGGGCGACAUGGGCAGCCGGGGGCCCAUGGGCAUGCGAGGCCCACCAGGUCCCCAGGGCCCCCCUGGACGCCCUGGCCAGGCUGGCGCUGUGGGCACCCCCGGAGAGAGGGGACCUCCAGGCCCACCUGGGCCUUCUGGGCCCCCAGGGCCGCCAGCUCCUGUUGGACCCCCCUAUUCCCAGAUCCAGCACGGAGACCCACUACUGUCCAACAGCUUCACGGAGACCAGCAGCCACUGGCCCCAAGGACCCUCUGGGCCCCCAGGUCCCCCAGGGCCUGUGGGCCCCCCCGGACCUCCUGGGCCUGUGGGCCUCCCUGGCAGUCCUGGCCACGUGGGACCCCCAGGCCCCACUGGACCUAAGGGAAUCUCUGGCCACCCAGGAGAGAAGGGCGAGAAAGGGCUUCCGGGAAGAGGUGCCCUAUCAGUGGUCGUGUCCUCUGGUGGGCCAGACUCACUGGGGAGCGGAGAGGAGCCGCAGGGGCAAAGCCAAGAGGCCAGAGAGAACCUGCGGGAGAGUUCUGCAAGGUUAGCGCAAGAAGGUCUGCACGAGUACAGGUUACACGGAGGGGCAGGGGCAGUACCUUUCCUGUUCCUGGCUCCACUAGGAGGGCUGGGGAGGGGGGGUUGCUGAGGCUGAGGCCAGUCCUCAAAAGAGAAAGGGAUCUCUGAGCCCCGUUUUGCUGUGGCGGAGGUCCCAGUCAUACCCUGGUAUCUUUUACAGAAGGGAAACUGAGGGCCACCCAGAACCAGCCAGGGCUGGAGCCACGCCCCCUCCCUGUUGCCAGGCCCGAGGGCAGGUGUGAGAGUGCGGAUCCCUGGGGAUCCCUGGGUCUUUUCCCCGGGGAGCUGCCUGUGCGUGCAGGGGGGGCUGAGCCUGCACAGUAGCAUGACCUCGGGGACAACGAAGGUUACAAACUUACUUGCUUGCCACUCCCUUUUGCAGAGGAAAAAAAAAAAAAGAAAGAAAGAAACCUACCUUCUUUAAGCUAAGAAAAAGUGCCUUCAGUGGCACCCAGGUUUACCACAGCCCCCACGAACCAUCCUGGGCCUCCCUGGGAGGGUGGGAGGUAUCACCCACAUUGGGCAAGCCUGGACUAAAGGAUGUAGGCAAGAAGAAUCACUUGUUCCUGUGAGUCUUGCAGAAGCUUUCUGAAGUCCCCGCCCCCCCAACCUACCCUCCCACCCCCCACGGCCCCCAGCAGGGUUCAUUUCUCAUGCCCUCCCUCCCUCCCAUCAGCUGCCAGGACGUCUCCCAGGCCCGCCCUUCUCAGCGGGGAGACCCAGGGCCACCGCUGAGGGACAGUGCUCUUUCAUGUGUCCCUUACUGCCCUCAGGAGCUAGAGGGGCCCGUGCAGGCCCCGGAGCCAGCCUUAGGGUGGUACCCCGCCCAGAACCCACCUUGCUGUGCUUUGCCAGGAGGCUAGUGGCCCACAGGCCAGGUGGGGGGUGUCACAGAGAAGGAAAUGGAACCUUCCCCAUGGGGCCACUGUUCACAACAGCAAACUGUUGCACACACACUGGCCCGUGUAGGGGGCUGACCUUCAUCACGCCGUCCUCACAGCAAGCCGGCCAGGUAGGUGAAACCAGGCCCAGCAAGGGGAGACACAGGGUCAGGAGCGACCCCGAGUCCCUGGGGAUCAGAGACCUGAGCCACCCUAGGCCUGUUCUUACGUUUCAUAAGCCACGCGCAGAGGGACCCAGAGAAACCAAGGUCCCCAACCUGAUGGUGUUUGAACAGGACCACGGACCAGCUCUGAUCCAGUCAAAAGCACCUCAGCCGAGUGUGUCUGUCCACCCCCUCGCUGUUUCGGCGACAGCCGUCUUCUGUUCCCGCCAUCUUGAACGUUCAGGGUUCGAGGAUGUGCUCAAGGCUGGGUAACUGGGCCACCUGGAGCCACGACUUGACUCACUGAUGCUGGAGCCUGGGCUCUCUGCCGCCGGCAUCCCACCCCCCCAAGCCUGCCAGGGACGACUCCUGAGUGCAGAGCCAGGAGUCAGCCCUGAGCACCGCUGGGUGUGGCCCCAAAAACCACAAAAGGAAAGAAAUAUUCCUUGACUGUCAACAUGUGCCUGCUCUAAGGCCCCACAUCUCCGCCUGGGAUAUGCUGCCAGAAGACAUAUCCAGGUCCUCUGCAGUACCCUCAGUGGGAAGCUGGUGCCCCCUAAAGUCAAGCUCUGUCCUGUGAGCAGGGCUGGGGAGCUCGGUGAAGCCCUUGCCCAGAUGCUCAGGGUUCAGGCUGUUCCCCUCCCCCUGGAAAUGCAGCACAGCCGACUGACCUGACCCGACCUGCUUGUUUAACUUUGAGAACAGCUGCAGUGAUAGUCACAGGCUUCCCAGAGGAGGUGGGGCCCCCCCUGGGUUUUGAAGGAUGAAUAGGAGUUUUUCAGGGCCCGUGACUCAGUCCCAUACAGCCUAACUGGAACUGACUUCAAUAAUUACUGGAGUUGGAGAGGACUGUCCACUUGGUUCCAGAGAGGAGACAGCUGAGGCCCAGCAGAGAUCUGACUUGUCCAAAAACAUAUGGUCGGUGGUAGAGAUCAGCCCUCCUUAACUCAUAAGUGACCUAACUAACCCAAGGAGAGAAGAAGAAUCUGUCCCCUGACCUUGGCUUACCCAGCUCUGAAAUGGGAAUGAUUCAGCACACACCUCCAGCCCAGAAUGUGCACAUCGAGAAAGAACCUCACUUCUCAUGUUCCGAACAUGUUGAGAACUUCACAAAUACGAUGGUUUGGGCUGGAGCAAUAGUACAGUGGGGAGUUUGCCUUGCAUGUGCUGACCCGGGUUCCAUCUCCGGCAUCUCACAUGGUCCCCUGAGCACCACCAGGAGUUAAUUCCUGAGUGCAGAGCCAGAAGUAAUCCCUGAGCAUCACUGGGUGUGGCCCAAGAAAUAAUCAGAAAAAAAAAGUGUGUUCAUCUCUCCGGCCUUGAGGGGAAAUCCAACAGCCCGUGUGCCCCUUGUGCCGGGGAAGGCAGGAACCACCUGCAGGGCACCCACCCCGUGUCACUGCUCUGCUGGUCAGUCAGGUCACCAGGGCACGGUGCAGGACCCUUGCACUCAGGCACCUCACUAACUUUGC